AUGGGGAGGGGAAGAGUUGAGCUGAAGCGGAUCGAGAACAAGAUCAACCGGCAGGUCACCUUCUCCAAGCGUCGCAACGGGCUCCUCAAGAAGGCCUACGAGCUGUCCGUGCUCUGCGACGCCGAGGUCGCGCUCAUCAUCUUCUCCAGCCGCGGCAAGCUCUACGAGUUCGGCAGCGCAGGAACAACGAAGACAUUAGAAAGAUACCAACACUGCUGCUACAAUGCUCAAGAUUCCAGUAGUGCACUAUCUGAAACUCAGAGCUGGUACCAGGAAAUGUCAAAGCUGAAGGCAAAAUUCGAAGCUUUGCAGCGCACUCAGAGACACUUGCUUGGUGAGGACCUUGGACCGCUCAGCGUGAAAGAACUGCAGCAGCUGGAGAAACAGCUAGAAUGUUCUCUGUCACAAGCCAGACAGCGAAAGACACAACUUAUGAUGGAGCAAGUGGAGGAGCUUCGCAGGAAGGAGCGUCAGUUGGGAGAAAUCAAUAGGCAACUCAAGCACAAGCUGGACGCUGAAGGCAGCAGCAGCAACAGCUUCAGGGCGAUGCAACAGAUCACCUGGGCUGCCGGCACCGUCGUCGAUGAAGGCGCCGGCGCAUAUCACAUGCACCACCAGCAGCAGCCUAAUCACUCCGCUGCUAUGGACUGUGAACCCACUCUGCAAAUUGGGUAUCCUCAUCAGUUUGCGGCGGCUGAACAGGCAGCCAACAAUAUUCCGAGGAGCAGCGCUCCUGGAGGGGAGAACAACUUCAUGCUGGGCUGGGUUCUUGGAGCUAACUAG
Messenger RNA from Lolium rigidum, 783 nucleotides. RefSeq names its product MADS-box transcription factor 6-like. Gene Ontology annotation, biological process: positive regulation of transcription by RNA polymerase II. NCBI's taxonomy places the organism in Eukaryota, Viridiplantae, Streptophyta, Magnoliopsida, Poales, Poaceae. The record is from RefSeq and is a predicted model, not a curated record. Gene Ontology annotation, cellular component: nucleus. The transcript has 8 exons. The coding region runs from base 1 to 783 and encodes 260 amino acids. Gene Ontology annotation, molecular function: DNA-binding transcription factor activity, RNA polymerase II-specific; protein dimerization activity; RNA polymerase II cis-regulatory region sequence-specific DNA binding.